AUGGGACAAUCUCUGUCUACUCCCCUCUCACUCACCCUCUUCCACUGGUCAGAGGUCCACUCUCGUGCUCGGAAUCUUUCUCUGAUUAUUAAAAAGGCCAAAUGGCAGACCUUUUGUUCCGCAGAGUGGCCAACAUUCCAGGUUGGCUGGCCCUCUGAGGGAUCCUUUCACCUACCAACAGUUCUCCAGGUCAAGGGAGCCAUCUACCGGCCAGCCCCUCGAGGACACCCGGACCAGGAGCCUUACAUUUUGGUCUGGCAAGAUCUAUGCGAACAUCCCCCUCCCUGGGUCAAGUCCUUUCAGGUUCCUCUGGCGGCACUGACCCCUCUCCCUACCACUCCACCCCCAGCUCUCACCCUUCCGGCCCAUGUUGACAACUCUAAACCUCUCCUCCCAGAGUCCCAGGACCUCCUUCUUUUUGAUGAACCGCUGCCCUACCUGCAAUUGCCAGCACCUGCUACUCAGUCUUCUCUUCCCCCUAUACCUCUGCCUCCCACUCUAAGUUCCCCUGACACCUCUGCUCCGCCCCUGAACCCUGAGUUCUCUAAUGCCUCCCCCGGGCCAGCAUUCAGAACCAGAAGGCGGGAGGCCCGGGCGGGAGAAGGGCCCCCCACUGAGGCCGAGGCAGUUAUCCUCCCCUUACGAGCCUACGGCACAGAAAUCCCCGAUGGGCAGGGAGGUCGGAUGCCUUACCUUCAGUAUUGGCCUUUCUCCACUUCCGAUCUCUUUAAUUGGAAGAACUUUAACCCUCCUUUUUCGGAAGACCCCACCCGAUUGACUGACCUCAUCAUCUCUGUCAUGAAUUCACAUAGCCCCACUUGGGACGAUUGUCAGCAGCUCCUCACUGCUCUGCUAACUACAGCAGAGAAGGAAGCCGUCCUUACCAACGCUCGCAAACAUGUGCCGGGACCCGACGGGCAACCCACCAUACUGCAGAACCUCAUUGACGAAUACUCCCCCUUGAAACGACCUGAGUGGAACCCUAAUUCACCGGAAGGUAGGAGACAUCUCCAAAUUUAUCGCCAGACUCUAGCUGCGGGUCUCCGGGAAGCAGGGCGAAAGCCUACCAAUUUGGCCAAGGUAAGAGGAGUGAUACAGGGACCAGACGAGAGCCCCUCCUUAUUUCUAGAAAGGCUGUUUGAAGCUUACCGACAGUAUAAUCCCUUUGACCCUACGUCAGAGGAGCAUCAGGCCUCAGUAGCCAUGGCCUUUAUAGGUCAGUCUGCUACUGAUAUCAGAAGAAAGUUGCAAAGAAUGGAGGGAUUACAGGAUAUGUCUCUUCGGGACUUAGUGACAGAGGCUAACAAGGUCUUUAAUAAAAGGGAAACGCAAGAGGAGAAGGAGGAAAGAAGAGAGAGAGAGAGAGAGAGAGAGAGAGAGAGAGAGAGAGAGGAAGAGGAGAAAGAACGAGACAGAAGAAGGAGCAGGGAAAUGACUAAGGUCCUGGCCGCUGUGGUAGUACAGGAUAGGGCAUUUCAGGGAGAUAGUAGAGGAAACCUGGGCCCGCGCACGGGAAAUAAGCCUAAACUGGCCUCAGACCAAUGCGCCUUUUGUAGAGAGAGAGGUCACUGGGCCAAGGAUUGCCCCAAGAAGAAGAAGAACAGAGGUACGCGCCUGGGCCCUCUUCCCACUGAGGUGCUGGCACUGGAUGAGGACUAGGGGGGACGGGGCUCGGACCCUCUCCCCGAGCUCAGGGUAAACUUUAAGGUGGAGGGGACUCCUAUAAACUUUGAGAUAGACACUGGCGCGGUCCAUUCUGUUCUCCAACAACCACUGGGACCUCUUUCACACAAGCGCGCCCUAGUGAGGGGAGCAAACGGGAGCCGAUUCCGACCAUGGACUACUCAGAGAACAGUGGACUUGGGAAAUGGAAGGGUCCACCAUUCAUUCUUGGUCUUACCCGACUGUCCUGCCCCACUAUUGGGACGGGACCUGUUAACUAAAUUACGGGCAAGAAUUACCUUUACUGAAUCAGGCCCUCUGGUCGAGUUCCUCAAUCCAAUUACCCUGACUCUAAGCUUAGAUGAUGAAUAUAAACUUUUUGAGGAACCUUUAGAAAAGACCCAAGGUGUCGAGGACUGGAUACAAGAGUUUCCGGAGGCCUGGGCAGAAACAGCGGGGUUAGGGCUGGCCACAGCCCAACCACCCAUAGUAGUCUCAUUAAAAACUUCGGCCACACCUGUUCAGGUUAAACAGUAUCCUAUGAGCUUAGAAGCCAAGGAAGGCAUAAAGCCCCACAUAAUCAAAUUACUGCAACUAGGGGUGUUGAAGCCUUGUAGGUCCCCAUGGAACACGCCACUGCUUCCUGUUCGGAAACCUGGCACCAAUGACUAUCGCCCAGUCCAAGACCUGCGGGAAGUAAAUGCCCGAGUAGAGAUUGUUCAUCCCACGGUGCCCAACCCCUAUAAUUUACUAAGCACCCUCAGCCCCACCAGGACUUGGUAUUCUGUAUUGGACCUUAAGGAUGCCUUCUUUUGUCUACGACUACACCCAGAUAGCCAGCCCCUGUUUGCCUUUGAAUGGAGCGACCCUGAUAUGGGAAUCUCGGGGCAGCUGACUUGGACCAGGCUUCCACAGGGCUUCCGGAACUUCCCUACACUGUUUGAUGAGGCCCUGCACAAGGACCUACAGUCUUUCCGUGCCACUCAUAAGACUUUAACAUUGCUCCAGUAUGUGGAUGAUCUUUUACUAGCAGCUGAAACCCAAGGCGAGUGCGAAAAAGGAACCAAGGCCCUCCUGAAGACCCUUGCCUCCCUGGGAUACUGAGCCUCAGCAAAGAAAGCGCAGCUCUGCAGGAAUGAGGUAAUAUUCCUGGGCUACAAGAUUAAGGGCGGGAAGCGUUGGCUCACGGAGGCCCGGAAAAGGACUGUGACCCAGAUACCCCCGCCACAAACACGGAAGGAAUUGAGGGAGUUCCUGGGAACGGCCGGGUUCUGUCGUCUCUGGAUCCCCGGCUUUGCCAACUUGGCAGCUCCCCUAUAUCCCCUGACUAAAAAAGACACUCCUUAUGAGUGGGGGAGAGAACAACAAGAGGCCUUUGAUAAACUCAAGCAGGCCCUUCUCAGUGCUCCGGCGCUCGCCUUACCUGAUGUUAGCAAGCCCUUUACUCUGUAUAUAGAAGAGAAAGGCGGAGUGGCAAGAGGAGUGCUGACCCAAACCUUGGGACCAUGGAAACGCCCUGUUGCCUAUCUAUCUAAGAGACUAGAUGCGGUAGCCGCGGGAUGGCCACGAUGCCUCAAGGUUAUUGCCGCGGCGGCUCUCCUGCUCAAAGAUGCUGACAAGCUCACGCUAGGGCAAAAAGUGACUCUGGUUGCUCCACACACCCUCGAGAGUGUGAUUAGGCAGCCCCCUGACCGAUGGCUCUCUAAUGCUCGCAUCACUCACUAUCAAAGCCUCCUGCUAGAUAAGGAACGGGUCUUCUUCGGCAAUCCGGCUACUCUUAACCCUGCCACUCUACUCCCCGUGGAGGAUGGGCAAGAUGUUCUUCACUCAUGCCAAGAAAUCUUGGCUGAGGAGACUGGGGUCCGGUCUGACCUAAAAGACUCGCCCCUGCCGCAGGCAGAUUACACUUUCUUUACCGAUGGCAGCAGUUUUCUCCAGCAAGGGGAGAGGAGAGCCGGGGCAGCCGUGGUGGGAACCACAGGGAAGAUCUGGACAGCACCUCUGCCACCAGGAACAUCAGCGCAAAAAGCAGAACUCAUAGCCCUGACCAAGGCACUGGAGCUCGCGAAAGGUAAAAGGGUGAACAUUUACACGGACAGUCGCUAUGCUUUUGCUACGGCCCAUGUGCAUGGCGCCAUCUGCCGGCAGCGAGGCCUUCUGACCUCCGCCGGCAAGGACAUCAAGAACAAAGCCGAGAUCCUUAAUCUCCUUGAAGCUGUCCAUUUACCGCGGGCCCUGGCUAUCAUACACUGUCCUGGACACCAGAAGGGGGACGAUCCCAUAGCGGUCGGGAACCGGCUGGCAGAUGAAGAAGCGCGGGCGGCCGCUCUCCAGGAGAUCCCAGCAGCAGAUAUCCUGACAACUACCCUGCCGCAAGCUGGAGAACAUGAUGAGGCCGAAAGUAAGGUAACUGAGUUCCUUCUAUUCACCCAUCGCCUGACCCACUUAGGAACCAGAGUGCUACUGGAACUAUUAAAGGAUCAAGAGCUACCCACCCUUGCCCCAGGGCGGGCAAAAGAACUAGCUCGAGACAUUGUCGCUUCCUGUGAAGCCUGUGCGUUGGUGAAUGCCCGAAGGACUGAGGGAACGCAGGGCGAAAGUCUGCGAGGAGACCGCCCUGGCACAUACUGGGAAGUGGACUUUACUGAAGUAUCUCCUGCCAGGUAUGGAAAUAAGUAUCUGCUAGUUUUCAUAGAUACCUUUUCAGGGUGGCCUGAAGCCUUCCCCACGAAGAAGGAAACCGCCCUGGUGGUGGCCCAAAAGCUCCUCGAAGAAAUCUUUCCCCGCUUCGGACUUCCUAAGGUAAUAGGUUCCGACAACGGUCCCGCUUUCGUGGCCCAGGUAAGUCAGGGACUGGCCAGGACUUUGGGGUUUGAUUGGAAGUUACAUUGUGCCUAUAGGCCCCAGAGCUCAGGACAGGUAGAGAGAAUGAAUAGAACAAUUAAGGAGACCUUAACAAAAUUAGCAUUAGAGACUGGCGUUAAAGAUUGGACGAUGCUCUUACCCUACGCUCUCUUCCGCGCUCGAAAUACACCUUCCCUUUCUCGUAACAAUCUCACCCCUUAUGAGAUACUCUACGGGGGGCCCCCACCUCUUAAAACCAUGACUGAGCACGGACUGGGAGUGUUACCUGAAACCUCGGCUCAGCUAAUGCCCAGGCUUAAAGCGCUAGAGGCUAUUCAGCGCCACAUAUGGAAGGGACUUUCUGAUCAGUAUCGCCCAGGCUCUGUCUCCCCCCACCCCUAUUCUGUAGGCGAUUGGGUGUACGUGAGAAGGCAUCAAGCCCGGAAUCUUGAACCCAGGUGGAAAGGACCCUAUCUUGUCCUCCUCACCACCCCUACCGCAGUCAAGGUUGACGGGAUUUCUACGUGGAUCCACAGCAGCCAUCUCAAGCCUGCCCCUGCCCUUGAUGCCAGAUCUUCAGCCCAUCCAAGUCCCGCUGACCAAUGGAUCGUGCGGCGUCACCCUUCGGAUCCCCUCAAGCUCUGGUUGGCGCGAGGUGCUUCUGGACACGGGAGCGGCGCACUCAAUCAUUCCUCCAGUUCCUGA
This is a messenger RNA of Sorex fumeus (smoky shrew), 5211 nucleotides long. RefSeq lists its product as uncharacterized. NCBI's taxonomy places the organism in Eukaryota, Metazoa, Chordata, Mammalia, Eulipotyphla, Soricidae. Gene Ontology annotation, molecular function: nucleic acid binding; zinc ion binding; RNA-DNA hybrid ribonuclease activity. Gene Ontology annotation, biological process: virion assembly; DNA integration; proteolysis. The record is from RefSeq and is a predicted model, not a curated record. The transcript is spliced from 2 exons.